UGAGUUUUAUUUUAAGGAAGAGUAACGCGAGUUUAUAGUCAUAGAGCGAAGGAAGGACCUGUUUAAACCGCUCAAUUCCAGAAUUUGAGCCGUCAUAUUUUCGCACUCGAUGAUUCAGCCUAUGCAUUUUCCGUACAGAUCCAGGGAACAAGUGACUCUGAAAUGGAUUGCAGGAAAACGUCCUGGUAUUCGACGACCUACGCGCUCGCACUGGUGUUCCUGGGGACCAUAACCGGCCAUGGAUCCGCCCUCUCGAUCAGUCUGAUGGAAAUGGAAUGCGUAUCGGAGAAUGUUUUACACGACGGCGACACCGUUUCUGGGAAUUUCGUAGUGAUGGACCAUGACAUCUUCUGGAGCUCUGACCAUCCUGGAAUUGAAUUCACUGCCACAUCUCCCAAUGGUCAUUUGCUGUAUGCUUUGAAGGGCACGUCGGGGGACAAGUUCGAGUUUAAAGCCCGAGAAAGUGGAAUAUACAACUUCUGUUUCAAGAAUCCCUCUUCAACCCCCGAGACUGUAUCCUUCUACAUUCACGUUGGCCACAUCCCUAACGAGUCCGAUCUCGCCAAACAUGAGCAUUUAGACCCUGUUCAGGUGAAGAUUGCCGAGUUGAGAGAGGCGUUGGAGUCUAUCAUAGCAGAGCAAAGGUAUUUGAAAGCACGUGAGGCUAGGCAUCGACACACAAAUGAAAGCACCAGAAGGCGUGUUGUGUUCUACACAAUUACGGAGUAUGUUUUAUUUGCUUCAACGAGCACCCUGCAAGUGAUAUACAUUCGUCGCCUUUUCAGCAAGUCGUAUGCUUACCACCGUGUAUAGCCUUCUCUUCAUUAUCAAUGAUACUUCGCGUUCUGCCUUUUUGCACUCUCGCGCUCUUUCUUUUACUUUUUAAAUAUGAUGUCGCAUUGAACUUUUGGGUCAAGUAUUUUGACCCACGGAAAUGUAGCAUGGUUACAGUAGAACCGAUUGUAAUUCAAUCAUAUUCCCAUCCCUUCUAAUUUACAUUUUUCAUAUUUAAUUCAAGAGGAAUGUGGAUGUAUAUGCAUGUAUUCUUAUAUUUUACACAUGAAUUAAUGCAUUUGAUGCU
Prosopis cineraria is the source of this 1081-nucleotide messenger RNA. Its product is annotated as transmembrane emp24 domain-containing protein p24beta3-like. Gene Ontology annotation, biological process: intracellular protein transport; Golgi organization; endoplasmic reticulum to Golgi vesicle-mediated transport. Gene Ontology annotation, cellular component: endoplasmic reticulum; Golgi apparatus; COPII-coated ER to Golgi transport vesicle. The transcript is spliced from 4 exons. NCBI's taxonomy places the organism in Eukaryota, Viridiplantae, Streptophyta, Magnoliopsida, Fabales, Fabaceae. Bases 163 to 813 code for a protein of 216 amino acids. The record is from RefSeq and is a predicted model, not a curated record.